This is a messenger RNA of Lepidothrix coronata (blue-crowned manakin), 891 nucleotides long. Its product is annotated as exosome complex component RRP43-like. The record is from RefSeq and is a predicted model, not a curated record. The coding region runs from base 37 to 867 and encodes 276 amino acids. Gene Ontology annotation, cellular component: cytoplasmic exosome (RNase complex); nuclear exosome (RNase complex). The transcript has 10 exons. NCBI's taxonomy places the organism in Eukaryota, Metazoa, Chordata, Aves, Passeriformes, Pipridae. Gene Ontology annotation, biological process: nuclear mRNA surveillance; nuclear polyadenylation-dependent rRNA catabolic process; nuclear polyadenylation-dependent mRNA catabolic process.
AGCCCGCCGGGCGGGCCGGCCGUCAGGGGGCGGCACAUGCAGGGCGGCGGCGGUGCCGCCAUGGCGGCCGCCUUCAAAACUGUGGAACCAUUGGAAUAUUACAAAAGAUUUUUGAAAGAGAACUGUCGACCUGAUGGAAGGGAGUUAGGUGAAUUCCAGGCAACCACUGUCAACAUAGGUUCAAUUACAACUGCAGGUGGUUCUGCCCUGGUGAAGUUAGGAAGUACCACGGUGAUUUGUGGAGUGAAAGCAGAACUUGCUGCACCUGCAGCAGAUUCUGCUAAUAAGGGAUAUAUUGCUGAGUGUUCCAGCGUGGAUCUUGCUCAGUUGCCUGCUUUUUUGAUACCUAGUACCAAAUGUAGAGCUGCCAUCCCUCUGUUCAGAGAGGUUUCGCUCCGGACCACCUGUCCUAAGCUAAAUAUUUUGCUUGAAAUCAAGAGUACCAUUAACAUAGCCAAAACUCUGAUUGAUUUUUGGUGGCAAUGUUUAAUAUUAGACCACUGUAAUUUUUUUAUCUCUUCAGUACAACUGCCAUCGGUUAUUAUAAAUGAAGAAACUGGUUUAUCAGAAGUGAAUUUAAAACAGAAGACUCCUUUGAUUAUCAGAAAGCAUCCAGUUGCCACAUCAUUUGCUGUAUUUGAUGACACAGUACUCAUUGUUGAUCCGACUGCUGAAGAAGAAGAUUUAGCAACUGGAACAGUCACCAUUGUCACUGAUGAAGAAAGCAGAUUAUGUUCUGUCCAUAAACCAGGUGGAAGUCUUCUUACAAGAACCAAGCUUCAGGACUGUAUCACCAGAGCAAUUACAAGACACAAAGAAGUAAAGAAGCUGAUAGACAAAGUAAUAAAAAGUAUAAUGCCCAAGUGAACAAAAGGAGAGAGCUUUUCAAAA